Messenger RNA from Anguilla anguilla (European eel), 850 nucleotides. RefSeq names its product mitochondrial ribosomal protein L57 (gene mrpl57). Lineage: Eukaryota; Metazoa; Chordata; Actinopteri; Anguilliformes; Anguillidae. The record is from RefSeq and is a predicted model, not a curated record. Gene Ontology annotation, biological process: mitochondrial translation. Gene Ontology annotation, molecular function: structural constituent of ribosome. Gene Ontology annotation, cellular component: mitochondrial ribosome. The transcript has 2 exons. The coding region runs from base 246 to 557 and encodes 103 amino acids.
UUAUCCAUAAAAUUAGCCAACGUUAGCGUGUCCGAGGCUCAUUUCUACAUAACGGCCCAUCACAUUAUUGUUUUAUCGCUAACGUUAGUCUACUUCAGUUAGCAAACUGGCUAGCUUGUAAAGUCAAGGACAGUUGAGCGAGUUAACGCCUUUCAGUCGUUUACCUAUUGAUAGUUGGCUAGCUACUUACGAUUAAAGUUCGCUGUUAUCUUCCGUUGCCGUGUGGGGAAUCUUGCUGAACGGGGAUGUUCCUCACGUUGUUGCGGCUCGGGAAGGGGAUCCCGGGGAAGCAGUGGAUCGGGAAGCACCGCCGGCCGAGAGUCGUCACCUGGCAGAUGAAGCGCAACGUGCUAGUGCGGCUGGAGAGGGAAGCGGAGAACGAGUACUGGCUGAGCCGCCCAUACAUGACGCCGGAGCAGGAGCACGGGCACUCCGCCGAGCGCAGGCGACACCGGUACCUGGACUUGAAGGCCGCCAAAACCGCAAACUUUCCCGAGCACAAAUACCUCGCGGACCACCUUAGCCACCUCAACGUCACCAAGAACUGGUCAAGUUAACGGAAAAACACCUGAAGAAAUGAGCACGGGGACAUCAGUGGCGUUGCAUAGAUUGAUUAAAAUGUUACAUGGCAGGAAUUCGCUGAAUUUUGCAUCUAACAGGUGUGGUCAGACAUGCAGAUCUCGUUUUGAACUGAAGGCACACUGCGUCUUAGACCUUUGACCAUGUCAAAUUCCAGAUGUCACUUUCAAACAUAUUGAAAUUUUCAGUGAAAGUGAUAAAGCAUGUAUUUAUGGUAUAUUGCAAAUAAUGUAUGCAUCGUCAUCUUAAAUAAAAGUUGUGGUUAAUAGGA